Messenger RNA from Culex quinquefasciatus (southern house mosquito), 804 nucleotides. Its product is annotated as protein disulfide-isomerase 1. Gene Ontology annotation, cellular component: endoplasmic reticulum. Gene Ontology annotation, biological process: protein folding. Gene Ontology annotation, molecular function: protein disulfide isomerase activity. Bases 244 to 729 code for a protein of 161 amino acids. The transcript has 2 exons. Lineage: Eukaryota; Metazoa; Arthropoda; Insecta; Diptera; Culicidae. The record is from RefSeq and is a predicted model, not a curated record.
AACGCGCCACCAUUAAUGGAGACCAUUCAAUUAUUCGGAAAUUAUUCAAUUUCUAUACGUUCGGCUGUUAGCCGGUUUUUUUCCUUUGCUCUGCUCGCGCGAUGUAUGUAAAAUCGGUACCCCCAUCAUCAUCCCGCACGGUUUGCGGAGUGUCGAAUCGCUGGCUUUUAGAUCAACACUUCGCGCAGAAGCCCGUUCACGUCACCUUGCUGUUCUGUUGGCUGUGCCAAAUCUGCUCCACCGAUGGAGUUCCUUCCGUACUCUGCCGUUGCGUUUGCCGUCGUCGUUGCCACCGCGAGUGCAUUCAACCUGCAUCUGGCCGAACUGGACGCGGUCGAUGACUUUGACGGAGUGCCGGUGUCCACCAAGCUGAGUGCGGCAAACUUUGAGCAGCAGCUCAACUCGACCAAGUUCUACCUGGUGCUGUUCUAUGCGCCCUGGUGCGAGUACUGCCUCCGCUGGCUACCCCAGUGGACCGACCUGGCCGCGAUGGUUCGCGACAAAUUUGCCGGAUCCGUGCGCGUUGGUCACCUGGACUGUAUCCGCGAGGAGGCGUUCUGCUCGCGUCUCAGCGUCGAAGAGUAUCCCACGUUGCGGGUGUACUCACGUGGGCCACCCAGAAGCGUUGAAGCGGUGCAACCGUACGAGCUAGAGGAUACCGUGGACUACCUGCAGGAGUACGUGUUCAAUCCACCCGGCGACGAUAGUGAUAGUGACGCGAUUGUGUAGUGCGGGGUCUAGUCGGUGUAUAGUGUUUAAGGUUAAAGAUGUGUUAAGUGUUGUCUGAAAGAAUUAAAAGCUUAC